AUGUCUGACUUCGAAUGGGCUCAGUCUGUGCUGGAUGCUGAAGAGCGCCCUAGCUUGAGCAAUAUUGCAAAAGCACUUCAAAUUCUUGCCGAUUCCAGUGCUGACCCUGUCUUGAGAUCACGCAUGCAAGAUGUCUCAUUUCAGCAGUUUCUGUCAUUAUUUUCCGGUCUUGCUGCGAGUAGCGAGCAAGAAUCGUCAGAUCCGACGCUAUGGAGAAAUCUGCUUCGCUGUAUCGGCAACAUGAUCGCCGACAAUGACUCUCGUAGAUCUGAAAUAGUUGCAGAUCCAACAUAUUUGAAGACCUUGAACUCAUUCUUGACGUCCACCUCGAAUUCUCCUGAGGCUCUGGCAUUGGCAGACACCACCAUCAAGGUCGUCUUUAAUUUGUGCACUGAUUACACUCCUGCUCAAGAAGAGUGCUUCACGCAAAACAUCCAUCAAUCGCUGAUCUAUUGCCUCGAUACGCGCUUUUCGAUCGACGAUGGUGUCUGGAGUCUGGCUCUGGACCUCACCUGUAUGAUCGUGGAACAUAAACAGAAAUUGAAGCCAUCGGACGAUUUCCCUGACUUCGAGAUUACUGGACCUCGAUUGCUGAAACUCCCUCUCGCGGAAGUUGAUGCAACAGCUUUUCUCGAUGCAUUGACACUUGUUGCUGCUCAUUUACUGGACAAGAAUUUCGUUCAAGCUCUCGUGAAACACAAGCAAAUCGAACAUGUCUGGAAACUGCUCAAACGUACCGAACACAGGAGGCUGAGCGACCGCGAAGCGGAAGAUGAGGAAGACUAUGAUGAAAAGCAGUACCUGCAAUUCCAGCUCGUCUUGUCACAAGGAUUGGCCGAUAUGACUGCCUUACCACUCUACAACGAGAAGUAUGACACAUCAGACGCCUUCAUUCAAUCUCUAUACUCGCAAACGAUAUCCACACCAGCAGAUCCUACAUCGCGAUCGCCUAUCGCACCGGCAGCUUGUCUGAUUCUGGGCAACCUCAUCAUAUCCGACGAGGCAGCUAUCUCGCUAGCACCUAAUGUACCCAUCAAGGAUCUCUUUUCUGAACUAAGUCGAUCUAAUGAUUCUGCCUUCCUCAAUGCUGCGUCAGGACUGCUACGCCAUCUUGCAACACCGAUGCAGAAUCGCGAACGCUACUUCGCGGACAACGAGUAUCUACAAUCAACUAGGCAUCUUUACACGGACAUCUCGCUAGAACAAGUUCAGAUGGGCGGUCUUGCGCUUACGCGUCAAAUGCUUGCAAACAUGAAGUCGAGAUUGGUAGCAAUACUGUCCGACGCGAACAACGACUUCCUCACCACAUUACUCACUACCUACCGAACCACCACAUCCACCUCGGUCAAACUGGAGAUGUCGAGGCUUGCUGUCAGUUUCUUGCGUACCCUGCAAGCAUCUUCGGCCACAGUUUCGGAAGUAGAGAACGGAGAAGAAGAGGCUACGAAGGCGUUGUUCGACACACCAGUAAACACAUCCUCGAUUCUCGACCCGCUCAUCUUCAGUAUCAAGCACGCAGCUGAACCAGGUCUCAUCGCCAUCCAAGCAGAAGCAUGGCUAGGCUUGAAUCUCGCUGCUCGUCUUCCUAACGGUGCAAGCAAAGUCGGCAAUGCUUUCUCCGAGGAUGAAGCCCUGUUCACACUGUUCAGCCCAAGACUGGGUGGGCAGAUAUCUGAAGGAGCAGAUGGUGAACAGCCCAAGGACUCACGUCCCGAAUGGCUGAAGGAAAAGGAAAGGGAUAAUGCUGUUCUUCUGGCUGCUGAGCUGAUGAAGGCUGAGGACGUGGAUGAGAGCGUCAAGGAGAAGUUCAGCACGGCGUUGCGCAACAGAGAGAUUCGCAUAGGAUAG
Aureobasidium melanogenum CBS 110374 is the source of this 1848-nucleotide messenger RNA. RefSeq lists its product as uncharacterized. Gene Ontology annotation, biological process: positive regulation of GTPase activity. The coding region runs from base 1 to 1848 and encodes 615 amino acids. The transcript is spliced from 3 exons. NCBI's taxonomy places the organism in Eukaryota, Fungi, Ascomycota, Dothideomycetes, Dothideales, Saccotheciaceae. The record is from RefSeq and is a predicted model, not a curated record. Gene Ontology annotation, cellular component: cytosol. Gene Ontology annotation, molecular function: guanyl-nucleotide exchange factor activity.